Messenger RNA from Mauremys mutica (yellowpond turtle), 1980 nucleotides. RefSeq names its product biogenesis of lysosomal organelles complex 1 subunit 6 (gene BLOC1S6). Gene Ontology annotation, biological process: intracellular transport. Gene Ontology annotation, cellular component: BLOC-1 complex; extrinsic component of membrane; transport vesicle. The transcript is spliced from 5 exons. NCBI's taxonomy places the organism in Eukaryota, Metazoa, Chordata, Testudines, Geoemydidae. Bases 294 to 815 code for a protein of 173 amino acids. The record is from RefSeq and is a predicted model, not a curated record.
CCUCCAGGGUCUAGCCGAGGAGCCGCUUCCCACGAGACACCGCGCCUGGCCUGGCCCCCGCCUCACGCGACUCCUGGGGGCGGGCCCAUCCCCUGGAGCCCCGCCCCCUUAGCCAAAUUCCGGCCGGACCGGCCUCGCUCCGGGGGGCGCGAGCGAUGGGCUCCGCCCCGGGGUAGGGGCCGCGAGCAGCCGGGUGGGGAGCCGCGGUGCCGCCCCGGGAGGAGGCAGCGGCUGCUGGGGGUCGCGCUCAUGCUGCUGUCGCUCUGUGCCCUCAGCUGGCGGCGGGGAGCGCCAUGGAGCAGCCCGAGGGGAAGGAGAGGUUCCUGCUGGAGGCCGCCGCCGCCGCCCCCCCGAGGCAGACGGGGCCCGCGCUGGAUUCCUGUGAGGCAUCUCCAGAUGAGGGACUAAUAGAAGAUUUGGCUAUUAUAGAUAAGAAAGCUGUGGAGCAACUAACUGAAGGAUUGAUUUCUCAUUAUUUACCUGAUCUUCAGCGAUCAAAACUAGCCCUCCAAGAGCUCACACAGAAUCAGGUAGUGUUACUAGACACAUUAGAGCAAGAAAUUUCAAAAUUCAGAGAAUGUAAUUCCAUUCUUGAUAUCAAUGCUUUGUUUUCAGAAGCUAAACAUUAUCACAGCAAGCUAGUGAAUAUUAGAAAAGAGAUGAUGAUGCUCCAUGAAAAGACAUCAAAGUUAAAAAAAAGAGCACUCAAACUGCAGCAGAAGAGACAGAAAGAAGAACUAGAACGAGAACAGCAACGUGAGAAGGAACUUGAAAGAGAGAAACAGUUAACAGCAAAACCAGCUAGAAGGACAUGAAAGCUGAGCAUACAUCAACUUGUCUAAAUCAAUUAUUUUUAAAUUCUCUGGACUUGUUAAGGCAGACUCUGUUAUCCUGGUGAGCUAAAGUUGUUACUGGGAAAAGAGUCUCUUGUACAGUAUUAUAAACUCCAGAAUGCUAAGAACCAAUUGGUAAAUUGCUGCUUUUCCAUUUCAGCCAUUCAGGAUGCCUUCUUUUCUAAUGCUAUGCUGUUUGAUAGUAAUCAUAAUGUAAAUUUAGUUUUGAUAUAUGCAGGAGAAUUUAAAUGUCAUAAUUUUAAUUACAUAUCUAUUCAUUUUCCAUUUGUUUUUUCUGACGUUUGAAAUAUUGGCUAAGAAAUAGGCUGUGUAUUCUUUCAGACAAAAUGUUGAAUGUGGUUGGUGCAGUUUGGGAGUUCAGUUAUGAUCCAUGGACAUCCGCAGCUCUGAGUUUGCUUCAAUUCAGAUGUCUUUGUCUUGUUGAGUCCACAGGUCACAAAUAUCAGCCUUCUGUGCCAGUUAGGUAUAGUGGAUCUCUCUCCGCCAGUUGCUAUAUAACUGAGUGUUAAAGCCAUAUGACAUUACUGAUCAUGUGUGAGAAAUACAAAUGACCUCCUUAUGUUGGGACUCUUUCCUCCUUUCUUCCCUCCUCCCCCCCACUCCCUCCACACACUUAGGCUGAUGGGCCCAGUUCAUUUGGGUGAAGACUCCUUUUAUUUCAGCAAUCUUCCUUGGAUCUUAUAACUACAUGAUUUGAGAUGAUCACUUCUGACUAUUCCCCAAGCCUGACAAGAUGAAUGUGAAAAACGUGUUAAAUUAAGAUUAGCAUAACUAAUGCAUGCAUGGUACAAGAGUGAUCCUAUAAUGGAGUUGCCAGCCCUUGUGCUUGGAUAAAUGCUUUCUUGGAUGGCCCUGAUUCAGGCCAAAGUAAUUGAAACUAAGGUAUGGGUUAAAGAGGGAGACUAUGAAGCCAAGUCAAUUGUAUUGUUAAACAGAUCUCAAAGGAUUCAAAAGUUGUAAAUUUCAUUGUUUUCUAUGUAAUAGACGCUAUUUUAAAUUCAUUUACAUCUUCAGGAAAAAUUCUUGCAGUAUGAUAUUAUUUCAUGCAAUUGACCCAGUUUUAACGUAAAUGAGAGAAUCUGCUUCACGUGGUUUAAUUUUUUCACCAGUGCUGAUACAAUCUUUC